Messenger RNA from Zeugodacus cucurbitae (melon fly), 637 nucleotides. RefSeq lists its product as uncharacterized. The record is from RefSeq and is a predicted model, not a curated record. The transcript has 2 exons. Lineage: Eukaryota; Metazoa; Arthropoda; Insecta; Diptera; Tephritidae. Bases 77 to 637 code for a protein of 186 amino acids.
GAUAAUUUUCAACAUUAGUACUGAAUAUCACAGAUAAAUUGGUUUCAAUACACGGCUAAAUUAGACUCGGAGCAGAAUGAAGUUUUAUUUGAGCGUCCUUAUAACGGUAUUUUGUGUUUGCAGGAGAUUUGUGAAGGCUGAGCAAACCUACACGGUGACCAAUGAGCGUUUCGAGCAUUAUGAGGGCCAACAAAAUACCCUAUUUAAUCAUAACAUGAAAGUAAUCGGACGUCAACGUAGUCUAAAUGGAACUAUGACAUUUUUGGAAGAUUUUGAUAAUAAUCGGUUUAUGCUGCAAGUAGAACUUUACUCAGCACAAAAUGGCGAUGAUAAUUUUAAGCUUUUACCCACGGGCUUGCCACCAAAUAAUUUUUGUGAGACUCUUAAAAACUAUUUCAACCAAAUGUUGAAACCGUCCUUGGUAGAAGGUGAGAAUACUAAUUUCCCUAAUAUACCCGAAGAGGGUUUGUGUCCUCUGCCGAAAGGUGAAUACUAUUUUAAGGAGUUGAUAUUAAAUACUGAUUCGUGGCCCAGUCAGAUACCGCGUGGCACUCUCAAAUCGAAAAUGAUUUUUUACAAAGACGGUAAGAAUAUUGGUGCAUGGUCUCUGCAGAUGAAAAUCGAGGAUCGUAAGUAA